GCAUAGGCUUGAAUUCCGCCUUGAGGGUAUUUUGGAAGUUCUCGCGAGAUAAGGGAGAGUACUAUCGGGGCGGUAAGAGUGUCUUUUUUGGAACACGUGGGCGUGCUUAGAGUUUGUUGGACCGCAUUUCACUGCUGCACCUAUGGAAGAAACCAAGGCGAGUCCCGGCCAUGCAGUGGAGGCAGAAGCCGGACCCGAGUGGAAUAUUCCGCCCAACGCUCCCGCCUGUAUGGAGCGCCACCUGGACGGGGCCCAUUACCGAACAGAUGGUUCUCUGCUCCUGGGAGCAUCCAGUUUGAGUGGUCGUUGCUGGGUUGGUUCCAUUUGGGUAUUCAAAGAUACAUCAAGAGCUCCUAAUGAAGGCUUUUGCUCUGCGGGUGUUCAAACUGAAGCAGGUAUAGCAGAUCUGAAGUGGGUAGCAGACAAAGGAAUCUUGGUAGCAUCAGAUUCAGGUGCUCUGGAAUUUUGGGAGCUGGAUGAGAAUGAGACUCUGAUAGUGAACAAAUUCUGUAAAUAUGAGCAUGAUGACAUUGUGACAACUGUGAGUGUUGUUUCCAACAAUACACAGGCUAUCAGUGGCAGCAAAGAUUUCAGUGUGAAGAUCUGGGAUAUCCCUCAACAAACAGUACUCAGCACAUAUAGAGCCCAUUCUGGUCAAGUGGCCUGUGUGGCCUCCUGCCCUGGAAAGGAUACAGUGUUCCUGUCCUGCGCUGAGGAUAGCAGGGUUUUACUCUGGGAUACCAGAUCUCCAAAGCCAGCAUCUCGAAUUGCUUGCAAUGCCUCUUGUAAUCUUUCUACCUCUCUGGCAUGGCAUCCACAUCAAAAUGACACUUUUGUUUUGGGUGACGAAAGUGGGAUGAUUGCACUUAUAGACACAAAGAAUCCAGAUACCAUCAUCAGUUCAACUGUGCAUUCCCGUAGUAUCACAGGAUUUGCUUUUUCUGCACACAGUUCACCUCAACUGGCUUCUAUCAGUGAAGAUUGUUCUGUCGUUGUUCUUGACUCCAGUUUUUCAGAAGUUUUUAGGAAUCGAUCUCAUCGAGAUUUUGUAACAGGCUUAUCGUGGUCUCCCUUGAAUAAAAACUCAUUGACAACAGUUGGAUGGGACCAUCAAGUUCUACAUCACACAAUACCAGUGCAGAAUAACCACCGUUCUGGGAAAAACGAUAUUAUCACUGCAUAGUUUGUACUUCCUGGGUCCUUUCCUCUGGAAUGGCUCUUUUUGUGGGGAGAUAUAACGGAGCUAAAUAAUACUCCAGCAAAGAAUGGUCCUAUAACAAUUUCAAGUUAAAUGAAUGGGAGAUGCCUUCCAGCUGCUUAUUGCAGCCAGUCAAAUUCUGCAAGAAACUGAAGUUUUAUAGUGAUUUGGACAAUAGUACAAAAAGAAUUGGUUUCAUUUAAUUUUUGUUGGCAAUACUUUAUACAACCUUGAAAAUGUUGCAGAUGCAUAUUUUUCUUUGUGUAUUUUUUACUGUGGAAUAAAUCUUACAGGCCUUUCUGGAUUUGCCUGCCAGAUUUUGGUCAAAUUUAUAAUUUAAUAUACUCAGUUCACAUAGCAUAUACAUCAGUUUAGUUGUGAGGCUGAAUGCUUCAAUUUGGCAUAUUCCAGUUGGGGGAAUCUUCUAGUGUGAAGCAAAAAAAAAAAAAUCUUUAUCCAAUUUCCUGAUACAGAAUUUCUUAUACAUUCAACUGUGCAUAAUAAAAUCCGAUAGUUUUCUUGAACAGCAACUCUUUCCAUGGUUCUCUAGCAUGCAUUGCAGACAAAACCUCACUUGUAACAAUAGCAAGGUGUAUGCAAAAUAAUUUUUAUCUUAGCUUUAGGAUGUGCUUUUUUAAAAAAAGGGCCGGAGACAAUAGUUGGGAAAAAUGUUCUGCAUAGCAUAUCUUGUUGGACCUGACCCAGCCUUCCAAGUUUCCUUUUCAAAGUCCACAUCUUUCCCUAAAGCGAGGCCACUUCAGAAAGCAGCUGUAUUUAGAACUUCCAUAGUUUUUUUAGCAGAUACUUAAUAUUUCACUCUACUCCCCUACCCCCGUCUUUGAUAAGUAGUAUAACAAAAAUGGUAUUAUUGUAAAUUCUAUGAAUCUUAAAGUGCCGUUUGCCUUUAAGUUGUCUUACAAUACUCAUUAGAGAAGCCUUCCUAACUGGGCUUUCUCAAAACACAUUGGGAUUGCUCUUCCCAUAGGAUAUGCUGGCUAAGAAUUCUGGGAAUUACAGGGCAUCUGGUUAGGGGAAACUUUUCCUAGACACUGUUCUGCAGAUUCCCUUGUUUGCUACUUGGCAAGAAGUCUUUGGAUAUGUUUAUAUUAUGACUUCUCCUAUUUUGGUUCAGCAUUUAGGAAUGCAUGGAGAGAGGAGGGAGACACUUUGAAUCUAAUUGCUUUAAUUUAGAUUGUAUAACAGAUCCAAACAGCUGUGCAUAUGAAUGGAAAAGGGAAUUGGCUAUUCUGAAGUUAGCGGACAUUCCAGGAUUCCUUGAGUAUAAAAAGACUGAAAUCUUGCAAACUCCUGCCUUCAGUAUGAGCUUCCACAUUUUUGGGAAAGGCAUAGAAACAGGCAAGUUUGGUGUAAAAUGUGUUGUUAGCUGUUGGGGUUGUCCACCAUUGAUUUCUAACCAUGUAUGUUUUUAUAAAUGUUAUAUUUUAUUCACUAUAUUCAAGCCCAAAUUUCAUUCUGGAAUAAAAAUUAUAGGCAUAUUGAUGUGGCACAUCAUGGUUUUGUAAUGAGAUGCUAGGAGAACUUCUGGAGAAGGUAGAGAAACAUAGUUAUUUGAUGUUCUUAACUAUUAAAUACUGUCCCAUGACUUGUGAAAUCUGAAAUGCAUAACAACCGUACUCAAAUGGAAGGCAGUUUUUAAAAUAAACCUCUUUGUUUUUAAAUUUG
Messenger RNA from Pantherophis guttatus, 2881 nucleotides. It is a transcript of the gene WDR77, whose product is annotated as WD repeat domain 77. Lineage: Eukaryota; Metazoa; Chordata; Lepidosauria; Squamata; Colubridae. Gene Ontology annotation, molecular function: protein binding. The record is from RefSeq and is a predicted model, not a curated record. Gene Ontology annotation, cellular component: methylosome. Gene Ontology annotation, biological process: oocyte axis specification.